AGGUCGAGUUGACGUGAUGUCAGGAGACCUGGAGUCAGAUCGCCACGGUGACGACAUGGAGCCGUCUCUGAAUCUGUCCGAGUUUCUCUUCACCUCGUCCCCGCUGGAGACGAGUUUGGGCGACGCACAGGAAGUGGCCGAUGGCCGGAGUCGAGACGCAGACGUGCAGAGCUGUGGACGGUUGGAGAGGAGGUGGAUCCUCUGGCACGAGUUCAUGAAGGAACACGCCCACCUGGACGCUUGGCUGCGAUUGGCUGAACAGGCCGUCACUUCCCCAAACUUCGCCCCCGUCACCUACUCCGCCGCCAAAGAAGAUCUGAGGACGUUUGAGAGGCUGCGGUGCGAGGCCGGAUCUCAGCUCGUCCAGUUGGACAGUCUGACCCACAGGAAUCGAACACUGACUCGACUGUUCAAGGGCGCCAUGCGGGCUCGGCUGCUGGCGUCGGCGAGGGAGUGUGGACAACGAUGGGACGAUGUGAACGCCAAACUGGAGACUGUCACAGCACGGCUGAAGCUCUUCAUCUCAGAGUGGGAGGGGUUUGAGACAGAGAGGGAGGAGCUUGCUCUGUGGUUGGCCAACCUAGACGUCCGUCUGACUGUGGUCGAUCAUCUGAAAGGAAACACCUGUGAGAAGCUGAGACGGCUGCAGUCCUUCCAGCAGGGUGUGUGAGGGAACUCGGGCCGUGUGAACGCCCUCCUGCAGCGCGGCGAGGUGUUGAUCCAACGCAGCGAGCCGACCGACGCUCAGCAAAUAGAGAGACGCCUGCUGGAGUUACUGCGCCACUGCAGCCACGUCUACAACAACAUCGCACGGACACACACACGACUGCUUAGCAUGAGACUGGUAUUUGAGGACGAAUGGAUUCUGGCCACAGACUCAGGUUGUCCUUCAGAGUCUCUGUUAGAGGACGAGGGAGCUCCUGAUAACUCUCACCUGGACGCUCCUGUGGUUUCAAACCAUCCUAAAGUCAGCGGCCAAUCAGCUAACCCCACCCUGACCUUCCCUUCAGACCCGCCCUCCCCCGUUCGCCACCCUCCUCCUCCUCCCUCUCCUAACCAUGAGCACCUGGGGCUGGAGUGGGACCCUUCCGUUGAUAUCGGACGCUCUGUUUCCUGUGACGACCGCGACUCGUCGUACUUCAGUGUCAGCACAGGAGAUGUCCUGAAGAGGUGGAGCUUCUUCAGUUCGCGCAGCUGUCAAUCUGACAUCAGCAAUGACAUCACAAACCAGGAAGAAGACUUGCGUCUGGGACGGCUGGACCACACCCACCCCGCUGUCUUCUCGCCAGCAGCGACCCAGGAGGAGGAGCCACGGCUGAGCGACGACCAGUGGGCGACCUCGACGCCCGAUGAACGGAACAACGAUCCAGUCAGCUUUGAUGGCGGGCGAGUGAGGGCGUGGCUGGGAGUUCAGAGCCCCACCCCUCCAGAGAGAAGGACUUCCUGUUGUUCCAAAGCUGUGCAGACUGACGAGGCUGAAGAAGAAUCGUCCUGUUGUGAAGAAGCUGAGCAGAACUCCUCCAAACGAAGAGUGACGUCCAGCGGUGCCUCCUCCUCCCCGACCCUCCUCUUCCUCCUCCUGGCUGCAGCUCUGGCCCUGCUGGCCUGUCUCACCUGGGUUGUCCAGGAUUCGCCGUGCCACCGUAGCGACAGGAUGCGCCGUAGCUUCCACGUGGCGCUGAGAUACGUCAACGGGCCGCCACCCACCUGAACACCGCCCACAGCCUGAGAGCAGAACGACCUGAAACGACAGAAACCAGAUUUACAAACAUUUACUCAACGUCUACUCCAUGUCCCAUCUGCUAACAUGGAGGAGGUGGAGUUCAUGAGGCUGUUGGCUUCUUUUCUUCAUGUCGUCCAUGUCUCGAGCGAAUACUUAAAACUAAACUCUUUUCAGGGUUUAUUUGGCUCCACGUCCGAAUGUUGAAUAUUUCUGUUGAACUGCCUCGUCACAUCACACUCGUAUUUAUCAUUCAUUAAAAAUAUUUCGUACCAAGUUUUAUAUUCAGUUCUCUAAAUUACUCACAGAGAAAAUAUUAAAGUUUAUGUUUAAGUUUUGUCCUGAACCAAAAAAAUCCAACACAUCCAACAUCACAGCUCCGCCUUUUCUAAAUCAUCCGUCCACUUCCUGUUAUUAUCGUGUGUGUGUGUGUGUGUGUGUGUGUGUGUGUGUGUGUGUGUGUGUGUGUGUGU
Paralichthys olivaceus (Japanese flounder) is the source of this 2193-nucleotide messenger RNA. NCBI's taxonomy places the organism in Eukaryota, Metazoa, Chordata, Actinopteri, Pleuronectiformes, Paralichthyidae. The record is from RefSeq and is a predicted model, not a curated record.